Molecule: messenger RNA, 1118 nt
Organism: Eriocheir sinensis (Chinese mitten crab)
Lineage: Eukaryota; Metazoa; Arthropoda; Malacostraca; Decapoda; Varunidae
Gene: Ski6
Exons: 4
Coding region: 184-906 (240 amino acids)
Biological process (GO): nuclear mRNA surveillance; poly(A)-dependent snoRNA 3'-end processing; rRNA catabolic process
Cellular component (GO): nuclear exosome (RNase complex); cytoplasmic exosome (RNase complex); nucleolus
Source: RefSeq, a predicted model, not a curated record
CUACACCUUGCAUGCCUCGGUCUCUCUAAUAAAUCUUCCACUGCAGUAAUCAUCUUUUCAGUCAUCUCCCAAACCAUGGAGGUGGGAAGGAUGGAGAUCGUGCGGCUUGGAUCGAGUCAUCAAAUUGGCAGUCAGCCAUAUCACGCCUGAAGCAUAACACAUUAACCUGCAAGGAGGAAGAAGAUGGAAGUGAUCUCUCCUGAGGGUCUAAGACAGGAUGGCCGCACUGCUACCUGCCUCAGGGACAUCAGCUGUCGUCUUGGCCUGUAUGACAGACCCAAUGGUAGUGCCUACAUCGAGAUGGGCAACACCAAAGUCCUUGCUGCAGUGUAUGGCCCCCGAGAGGUGCGAUCCAUAAGUAAGCAAAACCUGGAUGAAUGUGUUAUUCAAUGUGAGAUGAGCCGCAUCGCUGCUUGUCAGGGUGAGCGUGUGAGACGGCCACGAGACCAGCGCACCCGAGCACUCAGUCUACAGAUUGCUGGAAUUUUCCAUGCUGCUAUAAGGAAAACCAAGUACCCAGGCUCACAGAUUGACAUAUAUGUACAGGUGUUACAGGCUGACGGUGGAGUGACUUCAGCCUGCAUCAAUGCCUCAACCCUAGCCCUGGUGCAUGCUGGGGUGGAGCUGGUGGACUAUGUGGUUUCCUGCACUGCCUCCAUCAACAAGCUCACACCCAUGCUUGAUGUGACUCAGCAGGAGUCUGUCUCAGGCUGUGAGGUGACCGUCUCCAUCCUGCCCAACAAAGGGAGUGUUGUCUCUCUUGACUCGGCCCACACCCUUCACCUUGACCAGCUGGAGGAAGUGAUUGACCUGGCUAUAGUGGGGUGCCAGCAUGUGUAUAAAGCCAUGAGUCAAGAGGUGGAGACUUAUUUACAGGACAAACACGCCAUCAUGUCUCACCGCUGAGAAAACUCUUAUCUUACUGCAUACAAGUUUUACUGUAAUGCUGUGACACUUGGCACCUGCAGAAUAUUUUCCUGUGUUUUUAUGAUAUGACCUGUGUGUCUGAUUUUAAGCUUUGUCUUGAAAUUGAAAGAUUUUCAAAGAAAAUUAAUAUUGUCUUUAAAAUUAUAUAAUUAUCCCCAGGGGCUUUUCUGACAUAAACUCUAUUUGUUAAA